AUCAUGGGGAAAUUGAUUGCUAUUGGUGCUCGUAAACGUGACGCGACUCGCGCUGUCAAUGCGUACGUAAGAGAGCUCGUCCGCGAGCUGUGCCGCGGUUUUUUAAGGUUAUAUUGACAGAGUGCGUAGCCUUGGCGGUGCGAAUGACCCCGAUUGGUUAGAAACGCUCACAAAAUCGGCCCCGUUUUAUGUGUCGCGUUACAUAAUUGUUCGUUGACUCGUUCACGAAUGUCGAACUGCAUUCACGGUACCUCGAAAACCGCGGUGGCAUCCGUCAUAACGUGCUAUUCCGAGCAUUCGCCACGCCAUAUUGGUAGCACAGUGUUUUUAAGUGGUGCUUCUUGUUUUUAGAGCACUUUGCUAAUAUCAGGGCAAUUUGUUGAAAAAGUCGUGAGACGGGAUUGCUCCUCGCAGUCCGGUAGCUUCGAAAUUGGGAACUAUGCUUACACGAGUGGCGGAAAACUAUGCUGCACAGAUUUGCAAAUCUACUUGUAAAUGAUCUUGAGGAAGAAACUGAUCGCCGUUUUUCCGCCUGUCAGAAAUAUCGUUGACAAGUUAGAGACAGUUGUACAGUAGAAGGGAAAAAUCUAUUUCGAUAGCGUAAACAGAAGAUUGCCUGUUUUGAAUUCUCAAUAUCAGAUUGAAUAAUUUUCAGCCGCAAAAUGACAGACGGCGCCGUGCCCAGAAUGAAGCGUAAUGGUGCGCGACUUUUUAAAAAUCCACCACAGCCACAUAUGUGUAUACAGGAUUUUAUACAGGGCACCACAGCUCCAUGUUACGUAAAUGUAUUAUCCUGGGACAAAAUUGCAAUGCCUCGCAGACCUUCACUGCCCGUGCCACUUUACGGAGGUAUGAGAGUGCCACCACCUCGAACAAAGACGGAAGCAAUUGUAUUCGCUGUAAUGGCCAAUCCAGAGGUUCUACGAAUGAGUGGCAAAAACGCUCAAGAUCCAAAGAAGCGUGUGAGCUUUAUCGAAUUGCUACUAGAUUUCAUAGAAGCGAUGAAUGUAGGAGUAGUCUUCACUCGUCACUACACAAUUCUAAAAGAUCGGGACAUCACGGGUGAGCUGAAAGAAGUCUGGAACGCCGUGCUAGCCAUACGCGACAGCGAACAGCGCCCACCGCAGCAGGAAACCUGGAUCGAUGCUCAGCCUUCUGUAUCACAGUAUCCUCAAUAUCCGGAACAGCAACAGCAGCAGCAACAACAGCAGCAGCAGCAGCAGCAAGACUAUACAGCACAACCACCGCAGUAUCAUCCGAACAUCGCGUAUAGAACUAUUAGCAGAGAAAAUAUCGACAAUUAUAGUCACCAGCCUCAGAAUCCGGUACUUCCUAAGAAUGAGCCUCAGAUCUUUGUAUCAGGGCCGAUGUCGCAACAAUAUCACGGCAAUGUUCCGCGAAUCGCCCUCGAUCGUUACAACUACCGUGAACGCGGCAGAGAUUGCGGCGGUAGGGACGGUCAUGUCGUACAAAACUUUAUAGCACAAUAUCAGUUUCAGCCUAGGCAAGCGUGGCCGCAAUACUUGAAUUCUAAGUACAUGCCUCCGAACUCGAAUCUGCCAUACGGACCGGCCGCGAAUACCUCGCCGGCGAUCAACCCGCCAAACUCCAUGAAACCUUUUCAGCCAUACAUCCCUUAUCAGCAACAGCAACAACAGCAGCAGUCACCGCCACCGCCGCCUUCGCAGCAACAUAUGGAUAACGCAAUGCACCCUGAUAUUCGUAGGCUUCCGCAACAACAACACCAACAGCAGCAGCAGCAGCAGUCACAGAUGCAUCCGAAUCACGUGCAACAAUACGAACAACCUGGACCGUUCAAUGUACAGAAUAAUGCGCACAGAACGGGCAGACCGCAUAUGGGAGUGAUUCAGAAAAAUAACGCUACUAAGAGACAGACGAAUUCACCGACGCACAUUUCCUCUACAAAUCCAACGAAGGAAGAUCAGUCCUUCACGAAGCCGAAAAGUCCCGUCAGGGUUCUCCAAAGAGAGACGUCAACGGAAUGGCAGGAUAAUCUUGUGGAGAACAAUAAAGUAGAAAAAGUAGAAGAGCCGAGAACCAUUCCAGUGACGGAUCUAGAUGAGGAUCUUAAGAAGAGCAACGAGAUCGAAACUUAUGCUGUAGAAAUGUUGACGAAGAAGGAAGAUGUCAACAAUCCGGGUAUCGCAUGUACCAUUGAUGAUGCGCCGGUGUGCGAAAAUAAUUCUGUGAAGCCAGAAAAACCUCCACCGGAAACCAAGGAGUCGGAAGCGCCAGCUGUACAACAACCUAGUGGUCCGAAGAAUCCGAACAAAUUCGCGAGAGGCAACGCGAAAACACGAAAAGCGGGUAAAGGUGACAAGCACAAUUCCGUUGCGUCGGACAGUCCGAAGCGCUCGCAGCCGACGAUGAAUAGCAUCAUCAAAAGCGUAUUUAAGAUUAAUCCGGGCGCAUCUGGCGAGGACACAUCCGGCAAACGAAAGACGAACGGGCAAACGAAGACUGCUAACGGUAAAUGCGAAAAUGAGGAGCAAGUACAGCAAGGGUACACGAUAUUGAAGAAAGAGGCUCAGGAGGAGAUAGUGAGCGAGCUCGCCCAAAUAUCUAUUCAAGACUGCAAGGACGCGACCGAGAUCGGUCCCGUACUUUCGUGAUAGCCUGGUUUACAGCUGAUGUACAGCUGUGCCGUCACACGACCGAGGGCUUCGAUGUAAAUAGAUAGAACAUUAUUCAAUAAAAUAGUCAUGAGGGAACGCAGAAAACCACUAGGAAAUGGAAUGGUGAGAGAAAGGGAGACACACCAUCUACGAUCACAUGCUCUUAUGAAAUGCGCUUCGAGUCCCUUUGUAAUCCAUGCGUCUUCCUUCGUGGAAGUUUCGACGAUCGAAUAUCAUCGCGCGGGCAUCUGACCAUAUAGACAUUACGUGUGACUCAGUGAAUCGUUGCAACAGUGUUGUCAACAGGAAUAGUUUGAUGAUUGAUCUCUAUACUAUCAUCUGCCAAGAGAAGACACUUCAAUAGUCGAUAUUUUAAUCCUUGACGACCCACAAUGUCGACGGACGCUCUCGAUGCGCUUUGAAAUUCGUUUUUUGUUAUAUUAGAAAAGUGAUAAACUGUCCGAGAUGGAAGUAAACGGAUGGUAACAUGGGCCGUUAAGGAUUAAUCGAGGCUGUGAAGGCUGUUGUGAUAUAUGGCAUUGCAUAUAUGGUCAUACUAGAGUAUAACAGCGCUACAGCGAGAUCUAUUGAUAUAUUUAUCAAUUAUCGUCGACUAUGAGAAUAUCAGGAAAUGUCACUUAUUCGUGAACGAAGAGAGUUGGGUGCAAUUUGAAUUAAUAUGUACAGCGUUUAAUUAAUCAGUUUUACACACAACGGCCAUAUUUAAAGUAUAGGUCAUAUUGUUCAGUGUUGUUUUCGGUAACGAUUAUAUUCAGUAUCAAUUAUAGUUUUUACAUUUCUGUAUUGUAGCAUGAAGCUGUUUCGUGAGUUUAAACUGUCGGAUUUUUGUUACGAUAGAACAAUUUUGUUUACUUUAUCGUUUACUUGGAUGAGCUAAUGGAAUGACAAAUUUAAUCUUUUCUAGAUUUUAUAGAAUAAUAUGUUCUCUUAUAUAAAGUCAGAUGAUAAUUAAAACAUGUUUAAAUUCUUAUUUUAAAGCAAUACCUAAAUUCGAUACAUAUACAUGUGCAUAUAUUUAUACAUAUGUAUGUAUAUGUACAUCCAUUCUGAACAAAUAUAAAUGAUUCGCUUGAUAUUUUUACUGUACUCGCUAGCGACAAGUGAGAGCACCAGCUCACAUUUGCCAAUCGAGAUCCGUCUGUCUAAUGAUCACUCUGCUUCCAAUAUUUCGCGGCAAAAAAGGUCAAAUGAACAGAGGGCAAGAGAAAAGAGCGAAAGUGAUAUUAAAAUACUUUUAAGGUACGAGAUUUCGCGUCAUUGCCUCAUCAUCCUUAUGCUAGACAUGCAAAUAUGAAUUGCGAUUCAUUUUGAAUUUGACUAUGCACCAAAGCUGGGUAAAAAAACACUAAAGCGUGAUAGUGAAGCGAACAAAUAACUUUAAUAACAAAUAACUUGCGUAUUAUUUAUAACGUCAGCAUUGUUGAACGUUAUAAUACCUACCUAAAGGAUGAAAUAGUGUAAUGACAAGUGUGCAUAAAAUUAUUUCAGUGUUAUUCAAUGUCUUUGCUGACCGAUAGAACCAUGGUUCAAUGUAACUAUUAUUAAUAAGCUUCGCUCAGAUUGAGAGGUGUGAACUCAGUGUUUUGCCCAGCUCCAUUAAAGUAAUGUAUCCGCGAUAUUGCCAAUAGUCUAUCAUUAAAAAGAAUUGAUAGUUUUAAGAGAUGGAGUAAUAUGUAAUUAUUGCGAAGCGGUGUCGCCAUAGAUUAACGACAAAAGCAUUUCAUUGUAAAAUGUGUAACAGCUGAUCAUCUCGUACUUAUAUCUUCCUACAGACUAAUUGGAGAAGUUUCUCUCGUCUGAGGCACGGCAAAGCUUCUCCUUUCAGAACGUACAGUCAGCGAGUCGUUCUUUAAUCUUGUCGUCGCUACAUAUACAUAUAUCAAACCUUAUAAUUAUAAUUCAAAUUUUUUUGUAUGUUAUUUUUUAUAUCUGUAUAUAUUAUAUUAUCACAAAAGAUUGCUAUAUUUAAUGAGAAAAUAUAUAUUUCCGUUUUUUCAAACAAUUCUCCUGAUUCUUAUUUUGUUGAAUUUAAUAAAAUUGAAGGGAAAGAGAAUUAGACAAUGACUCACUGGCCGCGUUCGUGAAAAAGAUUCGCUUUUAAUAAUAUCGCGAUUGGAAAUCAAUUGCAUCUCAGUUCCUUCAACAUCAUUCGUGUCUCGAGUUGCAGUUUGAACGAUUGUCUUGCGUUAAAUACUCAACGCCAAUUAUGCGAAAUUUCUCACCACGAACUUGUAAUCUCUUAGUUGAGGAAACAUGGAGCUAUCACAUAGUGAUCCAUCUGAGGAAACGCGCGUUACUCCGUUGGAUAUUCUGCCAAUUUUAUCAGCAUAAGAAGAGACAUUCGCGCAUCACGUACAAUCUGAUCGAGACUAAUGAGUCAAUUAUUGUGCACAUUAGUCCUCGAUUAGUCGCGACUAUGUCGCGCGCGUUAUUUUCCUAUUUAAAGCGUUAAGCUAACGUCUAAACGCACCGUGUUUAUAUUAUAUUGGUGGCUUUGUCCCUAAAAGCUGAACAAAAACAGAACAAUUUUAGCGAAAUCUAAUGUUUAAUGCGUUAAGUAGUCAUCGACACUCCUAACAAACGGUCUUCUAAGCAUGAAAAUAGUGUUUGGCCUCCAACGUAGAUGAUACGCUGUUGUUGUAUUCUAACAAUUUUCAUAAUCACUGCCACGGUAAGAGUGGCGGAUAAAGCUGCCAUUAUUAAAUUGAAAUAGUUGGAAAGAGUCGGUUUUUUAAUCGCGCAAUUACCGUUACGAAUUGUGUGUGAUGAUUGGACGUGUUAGAUCGUGUCCACACGAAUGUUAUGUGUCUUCGUUAAAAAUAUAUUUUUAUACUUUUCCUAAGAAACGCGCGUACUUUUGAGAGACUAAGAGCAAAGCUAUAUAGAAAUACGAGAUUAUUCUCAAAAGCUGAAUAUUAUUUUUUUACGAACAAAAUUUUAUGAACAAAAAAAGUAUGCAUUACAAUGCAAACAAAAUUGUUACUGUGCGUAAAAUUGAACGCUAUAAUUUUUUUUAUUUUUUCAAAUUUUACGUUAUUAUAUAUAAUUGUAUAUAAUUGUAAUCUGAGAUUACGGAUCUGUUUUUUUAUUUGCAUCAUUAAUCAAUAAUAAAUUACAAUAGUGCGUACAAUUACAAUAGCAUGUUCCCGAUGAUUAUUCUAAAAGGAAAAACACUUAUUGCGAAGUCGUUAUAACAAUUAAUCUCAUAUUACAAGAAGAAAAUAUAAAGUUAAUGAAAAGGAUAUCUUGGAAGAAUAUCCUGUCAUCCACACAAGUUAGUAUAAGAGCACAUGUAAAUGCUUGGAAAUGGCAUUUUUAUAGAGGGAUCUUCCUCUUAAGCGCUUUUUAAAUAUUCUGGAUGUAUUUAAUAGUUUUAAGUGGCGCAAUUCGGAUUAUUGCAGCGGAGACUCUUUACAACUAUUUAAAUUUGCGAGCCGCUCUUUUAUCGUGAUCCCCGUCGCAUGCUUCUAUAUUUUUAUAUGUACUUGUGAAACCGUUUGAAAGAGAGAAUUGCCUCCUCCCAAUUGUAUUUCCGGACAUCAGAUUUGUUUAGGUAUUCGAGGUGCUUCGUUAAUAACAUUAAGAUCUCAACUGGCGAGUAGAUAUUUGUUUAUGUACAAUCGCGGAAAGGAUCAAUCCGCAGGAAGACUGUGCGUGCAGUUAUAACGUAUAAAAAGAAAAAAAAAGAGAAAUAAAGCAUGCCACAUAAAAUGUGAUGUGAAAAUACCUCUGUUGUUGUUUUUGAAAAUUGCGAUUUUAUGAUUGGCUAAGUUCUUCUAGAAACGGUGUAGGAAUAAGGCUGUGUAACCAUUAUUAGCAAGAUUAUUUCGCGACCUGAGUUAUGACCUCCUGCGAUAUAGAUAUUGUUAUAUUUAGGACACUAAGCGUCAUAAAAGCAACGAUUAGCAGGGAUAACCGGUCAAAUUGCCUUAUGUAAGCCAGUUAUUGUGUUAUUUGUAUACUUUUUACAUUUAACACAAAAGAAUUCUAAUAUCACGGAGUUCAAUAACAAGUUCACUAAAUAAUGGAUAUGUAACAGUCUUCAUUGGACAUUGGAUUUCAGAUUACUCGUAACUUCCGCGAAGAGGAGAACUUUAUCUCCGACGAAUAAUAAAAGAGCGACGUUUUAAAGAAGACGAUGAAUUUUUAAUUUUUAUGUUAUGUGGCAAGUACAUCACAAUUUUUGAUUAUUAAUUUCUCUAAUCUUUCUUGCUGGAGUGUAUCUACUUACAAAUAUUGUUAUUUAAACAAAUGUUUUUUUCUUUUUUUUCUUCCAAAAUACAAUGGCGCUUAGUGCGUUGACAAAUGUUUAUUUGUAAGUUUAUUUAGGCGAAUUAAAUUUGUGUAUUUUUCAGUGCGAAUCUUUAAUAAUGUUACUAAGAUAGAAUGAUUUUAAGUGUUUCUUUGAAGAAGCUGAAAGCAGUGCUACGAGUGCCGAAAACGAGUUUCGUCGUUUUAUGACACUAGUACGGCAUUUUUCUUUUAAUUAUAGUCAGAUAGCGGCUUGGUUCCUCUGCCAAAACUUCCUUGUCGCCGCAUCAACUCUCAUUAUUGUUAAUGAUAUGUAUUCAGUAUUUGUGUUAUUUUAGAUUCUUCUUAUCAUUGUCAGGUAUAUUACGGUUUAUUAUAUCAUUAUUACUGCAAACAUUGUGUAAUCUAUUAUUAUUCCAUAAUACAUGGUUUUUUCGAAAUCUA
This is a messenger RNA of Ooceraea biroi (clonal raider ant), 7352 nucleotides long. RefSeq names its product TPR-containing protein DDB_G0280363. The record is from RefSeq and is a predicted model, not a curated record. Lineage: Eukaryota; Metazoa; Arthropoda; Insecta; Hymenoptera; Formicidae.